Messenger RNA from Scedosporium apiospermum, 627 nucleotides. RefSeq names its product Phosphatidylethanolamine N-methyltransferase. The transcript has 4 exons. Gene Ontology annotation, biological process: phosphatidylcholine biosynthetic process. Gene Ontology annotation, molecular function: S-adenosylmethionine-dependent methyltransferase activity. Bases 1 to 627 code for a protein of 208 amino acids. NCBI's taxonomy places the organism in Eukaryota, Fungi, Ascomycota, Sordariomycetes, Microascales, Microascaceae. The record is from RefSeq and is a predicted model, not a curated record.
AUGUCGGUCUCUAUUACUGAUCUGGUCGAUUUCGACCAGCAGAGCCUCUACAUUUCGGCUGCUGCGAUCGCCUUCAACCCGUUAUUCUGGAACAUCGUUGCCCGUCAAGAAUACCGCAACAAGAUCCUCACAAAGCUCUUCCUGGGCAACUCCCAAAUCGCCUGCUACUUCCUCGCCCUCACCAUCUUCUCGCUAGGCAUGGUCCGCGACUACCUCUACAAGGAAGCCCUCGCCCCGCAACCCAGCCACCCGGCCCUCGAGACUGACGCCGUAAAGCUCGCCUCCUACGCCCUCUUCGCCGCUGGCAACAUCCUCGUCAUCACGUCGACCUGGGCCCUUGGCAUCACGGGUACUUUCCUCGGCGACUACUUCGGCAUUCUCAUGGACGACAUGGUGACGGGCUUUCCCUUCAACGUUACCGAUGCGCCCAUGUACUACGGAUCCACGAUGAGCUUCCUCGCCGCGGCGCUGUAUUAUGGAAAGCCGGCUGGUGUGUUGCUUACGGUGUGGGUGUUCCUCGUGUAUAAGGUUGCCUUGGCGUUUGAGAAUCCAUUCACUGCGGGUAUCUAUGCUAAGAGGGAUAGGGAGAGGGCUGCUCAGAAGAAGGGGAGCAAGAAGGCGGAAUAG